GUAACAUCCGGAAACCUCUCCGCAGCGCGCAUAUAUCCUAUACACAUAUACCUUCAAAUGACGAUACUGAGGGAUUCAUAAGUCGUGCUAGCCGUGCACCGAACGCGUGUAUGGUGCUACGUGCAUGUCACGGCAAUACAGUUAAAUACAGAAUCGCAGUGUGGAGAUGUAAGUGUAUUGGAUACAGAAUGUAACACACACAGAAGUGUAGGAGAGGCUGUCGCCAUUGUCUAUUUUACAUGUGGUUUGGUUCCCGUGGAUACUGGAUACACUGUCAAGCUUUAACGCAUGUGCAGGCACUGUAUAAAAUAAUGAAAAAUAUACCAGCAUAAACCACAGAAAUGGAAAAUGACAAAGAGAAAGCUAGCUGCAAAGCGGACGAUUCCGGUGUAUCGGGGAUGUCGUCCUCCGUUUCCGGUUCCGGUUCACUGCCUGAAGAAGAUGUUCUUGCUCCAGAUGGAGGCUGGGGAUGGGUUGUCUGUUUUGGAAGUUUUGUGACUAAUUUUGUACUGGAUGGUACAAUGUUUUCUUUUGGAGUGCUACUUAUUGACCUGUUAGAUUUUUUUGGCGAAACAAAGUCGAAGACAUCCUGGGUAGGAUCGGCUCUGGUCGGAAUGAGUAUGAUGAUGGGACCAUUCGUGAGCCUACUGCUACGACGACACUCGAUCAGAGCUGUGACUAUAAUGGGAUCCAUCGUCGCCUCGUUCGGUUUCAUCAUUUCUAUCUUCUCUCCAAAUAUUGAACUUCUUAUCAUAACGUAUGGCGUCAUUGGCGGGAUCGGUUUCUGUAUGAUGUUUAUCCCAGCAAUUAUUGUCGUAGGGCUUUACUUUGACAAGAAGCGCGCCCUGGCGACAGGAAUCGCAACUAGUGGUUCCGGUUUAGGAACGUUUGGUUACGCCUACUUGACCGACGCACUCCUUUCGACAUACGGCUGGAGAGGAACAAUUCUCAUAUUGGCGGGAAUUGUAUUGAACGUGGUCGUUUGUGGAUUAAUCUUUAGGCCGCUAUUAAGAAGAAAAGGCAAUGGACAUUUUCAAAAGGGAGACUGUUGUAGUUACAAAGCGCCCUCUAGUGAGCUAUCUGAUUACCCAGAAGUCACUGAAAGUCUCUUGAACCGGAAGUAUACUUUUGAUAGUAAUGAGUUUGUAAAAAGUGGAACAGAAAAAAAUGAUUAUAUUAUUUGCAACGUACCUUUGGGAUUACAUAAACUAGAUAGGUUAGAUAUUAGUAAGAGUUAUGACGUCAUCAUUCCAAAAGACCGUAUUUCAGACCGGAAGUCACGAAAAUUUUCAAGUGUUGUUGACUUAAAAGAGGAAUACUGUGAUGUCUCGUCAUCUAUGCCGCCAUCUCAAAUAAUAAACCAGCGACUUCUGAAACCAAUGAUGAAAAAAGAUAUAUUUUACAGUGGAAGUAUUCAAAACAUAUCAGAAGUUCAAAGUGCACGAGAUUUAAAAUCGGCAAUUGUAGCCUUAACCAAAGAUGACAACGAAAGUAGAUCCCAGCGACCUUGUUUGGGAAUUGAUAUCAAUGACAUUUUCUGCUUUGAAUUGCUGAAGGAUCCCACGUUUCUGCUACUUACCAUUUGUAUGACUACCUGGACAGCUCAAAUUGUCUCCCUUACCUAUCUACCGGAUAUGGCGUUAUCGAAAGGACUUCCUAGAAAUCAGUGCGCCUUCUUAAUCUCUCUAGUCGGUAUUACAAACAUCGUCGGCAGACUUGUCUGCGGUUUUAUAACCGACUGCUUACAUGUGAAAAGUAUUCACAUUUACGCAUGCGCACUAUUUGUGGCAGCAGCUAUCAACUUCCUGUUGCCAUUCUGUGAUAGCUUCUACCUGUUUGCAAUAUGUGCGGGGAUUUUUGGUUUCUGUAUGGCUUCCUCCGUCUCCCUCCGGACAAUCGUUCUUGCUGACCAUCUGGGGAUAGACAAACUGACGAGAUCGUUUGGAUUGAUCGCCUUGUUCCAAGGAAUUGGGUUCAUUAUUAAUCCACCAUUAGCAGGAUUUCUUUUCGACAAAACACAGUCUUACGUCUUUCCUUUCGCGUUAACCGGAUGUAUGUACCUUGUAUCCGGAGGAGUUUGUGUACCUUUGUUGCGCAAGCGCAAAUCAACUUCCGGGGAGAUUGACAUCGAGGUGACAGCGCCGGAUUCCUCCGACGAAUCUGUGAUAGACUGACGAAAUAAGAUUUUUUUUUUCAAUUCAUAGAGGAAUUAUUCAUCUAGACCGUCCAUACACUGCUAUUAAUAGUAUUGCAAAAGUUAGUAUCUACAUAUAUAUAGAAUCUCGUUCUCCGUUUGGUAGCCUGUUGAGGUAAAUAAUGUAUAUUGGACAUUCAUAAUUACAAGAGUUACCUCCCUUCCUCUAUAGGGAAAUUGCAGAAACUUGCGAAAUGAUUUUGAGUACAAAAUUGUUUCACUGAAUAAAGAUAUAUAACCGGUAAUAUAGCGGAAAGACUGGGCUUCGAACCAGGAACUUCUGGACUCGAGACGGGCGCUUUAACAUAUUAUGUCUGGCCAGUAUAUUCAGACACAUAUGUGUCAUUUAUUACAAAUCAUAUUGUCUUGGUAGAUAGUCAUUAAAAUACCAUGAAAAAUAUAUUUUGAAGAAAAAAAAAAUACAUUUAGCAUUUUUAUCUUAUAAUCGGUAGUUAACAAAUGUCAAAGGUAAGACAAAAAAGAAAAGAUAAAAAAAAAUCAAAAAAAAAAUCAGUAUAUACACCUGUAUGGAGAGGUUUAAUUGUUGGGAGGUGUUCUCUUCUAACUCUUAUUCUAAGCAAUAAAAUAUAUCAAUUUAAAACAUGAA
Messenger RNA from Pecten maximus, 2801 nucleotides. RefSeq names its product monocarboxylate transporter 9-like. The record is from RefSeq and is a predicted model, not a curated record. The coding region runs from base 342 to 2174 and encodes 610 amino acids. Lineage: Eukaryota; Metazoa; Mollusca; Bivalvia; Pectinida; Pectinidae. Gene Ontology annotation, biological process: monocarboxylic acid transport; transmembrane transport. Gene Ontology annotation, molecular function: monocarboxylic acid transmembrane transporter activity. The transcript is spliced from 9 exons.